Messenger RNA from Acanthaster planci (crown-of-thorns starfish), 2848 nucleotides. Its product is annotated as orexin receptor type 2-like. NCBI's taxonomy places the organism in Eukaryota, Metazoa, Echinodermata, Asteroidea, Valvatida, Acanthasteridae. The record is from RefSeq and is a predicted model, not a curated record.
CUUUGAGUUUAUCAAAGGUAUCAAGCAGAGUUUUGUAGACUCAGGAAAACAACAGCUAUCAACACAACAGUGGAUGCUUUGAGCAAUCAUUCCUAGGCAGUUGAGCCAAACCAAUGCAGAUUUGCUGAUGGACUAUGGCAAUCAUCCCUGCUUUUGGCUGGAACCACAUUGGUGUAUGGGGAGACUUUGGUCUGCAAAUGUGCCAUGUUAAUAGCAGUUGCAUGAGUAUUGUAUGUACUGAAGGACUGAACUAUUGUGGCAUUGUUUUGAAACAGCUAUGGAUCUACAGACAACUUCAGAACCUGUCACAUGGAUGCCUGGCUCCUUCAAGGCCAGCUCACUCCUGAUUGGUAUUGAUAUUUCUAUUGGCAUUGUGGGAGUGAUUGGAAAUCUCGUUGUUAGUCUGACAAUCCUCAAGAGCAAAGGUUUGCACAGCCUCACCCACUAUUUUCUCCUCAGUCUUGCAAUAGCUGACAGUCUGGUGUGCAUCACUGGUAUUCUACAUGCGUAUGUCAUAACUGAAUAUAACAAUCGCACACAGGGGGCGGAAGUGCUUUAUAUAGUUUCUGGUUAUAUGAGAAGAUCUUCGACUGGACAGUCAGCACUUUCUCUGCUGCUGGUCACCUUUGAAAGAUUCAUAGGUAUCGUUCGGCCACUGCAUCACUGCAGUUUCUUUACGAGGAGAAAGGUCACCCUUCUUAUCCUGUUUGUUUGGAUUGUGCCUGCUUUUAUAGAAAUUUGGGGAACGAUUUGGUAUAUUGUGCGAAGGGGAAACUGUGCAGAGCAUUUGUCAUCACUUGGAUGUGAUCCAUACCUUCCAGGGUUCAUUUUCAUAGUCGUUAAUGCCCUGCUGCUGUUUGCUGUGCCAGCUGCGGCAAUGAUUUGGAUGUACGUUCAGAUUUUGAGGAACCUCAAGGAGAGCGCCCGUAGAAGGCAGAAUCUUGGAAUCCAGGGUCCCAAUGAACUGCAGCGAGCUAGGCAGAAGUUGAUCCAUGCCCUGCUGCUGGUCAUCCUUGCAUUUCUUGCCCUCAUUAUGCCUGAGAAGGUCAUGUACAUUGUGUCAACGGCCAUGUACCAGGACUCAGAAAAUCUGUCAAUCCCUGUACUUUUUCAAUUUGCAAUGAUCUUGCUGCUUGUUAAUUCCACGGUUAACCCCAUCCUAUAUGCACUCAAGUAUGACAAGUUCCGGGAGGAGGUAAUAUCUGUACUUUGCUGUAGGUUAAAGACUUCUGGGAACCAACCAGUACCAGAUGUCAAGAGACAUAUGGGACACACACCAGUUUCUCAGCAAGCAAAACAUCAAGCCACACCCAUGUGCUAUGAAAGUUGUGUCUAGGAUCUUAUUCAGUGUUUUUGCGACAGUAAUUUUUCGCCUUUUCAAAGUAGUUUGAAACAGAGUUUAUGGUUGAGUUGGUGAAGUACAUGAUCUAAUCUGCCAAUUUAUCUUGGAAUUGUGUCACCUGGAGAGGUUUUAAUUAUUUAUUAAUGGUGAAGAAAUUACUCUGUUGACAUUGGGCUUUUACAUGAUUUUUUUUCUCCCGAUCUGUUCUAAAGGAAAACUGUAAAGUGAAGAUUGUGUCUGACCAGGGAGUUUAUUCCUAUUGACGGAAGCACUAGAACAUGGCGUACUAGGAUUGCAGUGCUAAGAUGGCUAAUGCAGUGCUUUACAAUACUGAACGGUGUUCUAGACAAUCUGUGAGACCUCUGUGUAAUGACCUACAUGUAAUAAGUCCAUAAGCAGGAGUCCUUGAUAGAAAUUCUACAUGGAGAGUAAUAGUAGAUUGAAAUGGCUUGAUUAUAACUGGAUGCACUGUUUAAUUAAGAGUUUUCUCCUUUCAUAUCAUCAGGAGUUGAAAUUAUCUUCAAUGUCUUGGUGGCCCGCAGGGCCAGUGGGGAACUGCACCGCGCUGGUCCUUGUGGAAAUUCAGUGGCCCAGGUUGAGUACAUGUAAGAAAUUUGAUCAGGCCCACCACACAUGCCCAUUUGCAUCAGUGGAACUUCUCUACCAACACAGCUGACAGCCAGCCUGGCUGGACUUAAAUACACUUUUUAAGACCAAAAAACCAGUUCUGCUUGUGGUUAUGUGACAGAUUCUAAAUUUUUGGCAUGACCGUAAAAUUUAUUUUGGUAAGUAAAUAGAAAAACACAUUUAAAACUUAAAAAAAAAAAAAUGAAUAAAAAUCCUGUCUUCACAAAACACCUCUCAACAAUUUUUCACAUCUGAAAGCUUGUUUAAAUUGUUUGCAUGCAUACCGUACAUUUGCCACAUUUGGAAAGAAAGUUCUGUUAUUUUCACAAGUUCCUUUGUAUUUCGCUAUUGCAGUGGUGAAAACACACAAGCAAUUAUUGCCCAUUCACUGUACCACUGCCAAAGAAGGUAUGACGGUAACCCUGCAACCAGUCUAUGCAACCUGCUCAAAAUAGCAUUGUACAACCCACCAUACACCCCUGCAACUUGGCAGCUGCACAUUGAAAAAAAAAAGGAUGUCGCAGGAAGAUUUCUACAAGUUAAUUCCCAGAGCUCGAUCUGUUGUCUGUAUAUAUGUAUUUUUUGUGUUCACCAAUUGAAUUUGAGGUUAUAUUGCUUGUGCUUAACAAUCUUGACAGGACACGACCUGUAAAGGUUUUAUUGGUGUCUGUGGGAGAUAACCUUAAACUGGCAUUGUUAGAAAAUGGUACCAGCCAACAUACCAGGGCAGGUGCCUACUGCACGUGUAUGAGCUGUAUGCACAACCAUUCAGUGAACAGAAUGUCACACCACUAUGUGUGCGUGUGGCACAUGAGCCUGGCAGCGCAGACUGUGGAAUACGGCCAUUUCACAAGAGUGCGCCACCAAGAGUUUGCAACG